Molecule: messenger RNA, 2540 nt
Organism: Poecilia latipinna (sailfin molly)
Lineage: Eukaryota; Metazoa; Chordata; Actinopteri; Cyprinodontiformes; Poeciliidae
Product: deoxyribonuclease-1-like
Exons: 10
Coding region: 787-1692 (301 amino acids)
Biological process (GO): DNA catabolic process
Cellular component (GO): nucleus
Molecular function (GO): DNA binding; deoxyribonuclease I activity
Source: RefSeq, a predicted model, not a curated record
CUGACUUCCAAUAUAACAUUUUAAAUAACUGCAUCGUAUUGUCUGGUGCUGUAAACUAUACAGUAAGUUGCUCUUAUUUUUUUGUAAAUGUGCAUGUUUUAACUUUGUUGCUUUUUCACCUUAACUUCCCCACUGAGGGACAAUAAAGGUCGUUUACAGUGCACUCCAACCUUAAGUGGAGGUAAAUCACCUUAAAGUUGUUUGGCAGCUGCCAUAAAAGUAAAAGAGAAACUCAGGAUGUAAACUCUGAAAUGAAACCACAAUAAACUGGGAGCAAAGACAACGCUGGUAGAAAAUAACAAGGAACCAGUCAGAGGAGGAAAGGCCAACAGUCAGGAUAUCGAAUGAGAAACAGCCAGCUCCUCCUCCGCUGCUGCUGAUUGGCUGACAGAGAGCAGGUGAACUGCUAAGCCCCGCCCACCGAUGGAAACCUCCAGCUCCAUGAGAGAGAAACACAACAGAUCCAGAUCACUGACAGAAACUCUCUCAUACUGAUGCUGGUUUUCAUUUUCUGACAGAAUAACCUUUUUUUAACACCAUUUGUUUUUUCAUGUUGUCCAUCAGUUUUAGAGAUAAACAAAUGUUUCAGCUGAUUUUGAAGCAGGAAGUUAUGAAAGAGGCGGAGUUUAUUUGUUAUGACAUUUCUUCUCUUUGCCCUUUUUGAACCUGUGGCUCUAGUUGGCUUUCGACCAAACAAACAGCCGGUUUUCACACUCUGAACAUCGUUUUGGUUACAUCUCAUAACUCCUACAGACAGAAGCAGCAGCAGAUUCUCUUGCAGCCAACAUGAAAAUCGCAGCGUUUAAUAUUCAGAAGUUUGGACGGAGCAAAGUGUCGGACCCAGAUGUUCUGAAGAUCCUCGUUAAGAUUAUUUCCCGUUAUGACAUCAUUGUGAUCCUGGAAGUCGUGGACGGCACCAAGGAAUCAGUGGCCGCUCUGAUGCAAGCGCUCAACAAACCCAAACGGAAACAUCACUACACUCUGAGAAUCAGCACUCGCCUGGGCCGAACGCGCUACAAGGAGCAGUUCAUGUUCCUGUACAGGGAUGACAUGGUUAAACUGGUGGGAACGUACCAGUCUGAUGAUGAGAAGACUAAAGGACAGGACAACAUUGACAGAGAUCCGUAUAUCCUUCGAUUCAGUUGCCCAAAUACAGUUCUGGAAGAUCUGGUGAUGAUCCCAGUUCACACCAAACCAGAAGACGCGGUGAAGGAACUGGACGAACUCUACGACCUCUUCAUUCACGUCAAGAAAAAGUGGAGGACUAAUAACGUGAUGAUCCUGGGCGACUUUAACGCUGACAGCCCGUAUGUUUCAAAGACGAAGAUGAAGAACAUCCGAAUCCGCAGCGACAAAAACUUCCACUGGCUGAUCAGAGACGAUGUGGACACAACAGUGAGCCCCAAAAACACCAACACAUACGACAGGAUUGUCGUUUAUGGAGACAAAAUGCUUCAGGCUGUUGUUCCAAAAUCUGCUAAAACCUUCAACUUCCAGAAAGCUUAUAAGCUCUCCGAUGAGCAGGCUCUGAAAGUGAGCGACCAUUAUCCAGUGGAGGUGAAGCUGAAGACUUUGGUGGAAAGAGAAGAUGAUGGUGAUGGUCUGACAGACAAGAUAGGAGGGCUCAAGCUUAACGAUGAAAACAGAAAGGAAGAAAGUGAGCCUGGCUCAUGGUUUUGCACUUUGUUCUAAAAAGGCCAGAUCUGAAAACAGUCAACCAUAAACUGUUUUGGUUACUUCCAGUAAUAAAAAAAGGGGGAAAGUGAGAACUUUAACACACCUGUUUUCCAUUGUUUCUCCUGAAUUUCUCCAUAACAAAUCAAGCCAAAACUAAAUAUUUGGUUCAAUACAAAUUCAAGAUAUUGAGUGUAUAUGAAGCCCUGUGGUGGUGGGGAAAUGGCUAAGUUCACACAAAAGGUUUUUAUACUCAAUUCCAAUUUUUGCUGAUAUCCAACUAUCUUGUUUUUUGUUUGUUUGUUUUCCAUUGUCAUUGAUACUACUAAUUAAAUCCAACCGCAGUCAUUGUUCUGUGAGAAUGAUUUGUGACACGCAUGCGCAGAAGGAAAACGUCGCACAAAAGCUAUGUUUACGGAAGUAAUAAUAGACGGCGCCGCCAAAUCGAAGAUAAUUCAGCGAUGGAAGGAGACAGUAUCGUCACAAGAUCACAACAAGACGAAGCUGAUAAAAAAAAUAAUACACAACUAACAGCGUCUGGCUUCUUCUGGUGUAGAAUUAUGAGCACGUCUUAAAAAAGUUAAAUUAAAUGCGCCGUGUACAUGAUUGUCCAGACCGCAGACGGUUUGGAAACUUUCGGAUACGUAUCGGAUUAAACUCCACAUAUGCAAGUGACAAAAUUGGAUUUUGUUUGGAGGUUGAUUAGAUCGGGUCGCAUUCACCUGCUGUGUCGACAUAAUCCUCUGCUAAGUUGUAAAUUUACACUACUGUACAAGCUGUACACUGACUACUUUACAUUGUAUCAAAGUAAUAUAUCUUCAGCGCUGUCUAAUUAAAAAUUAUAAUAAAUAAUUUUUUUUCAUAAA